GCGGUGCGAGAGCAGGGGCGUUGUUGCUGCCUCGCUGGCGGAGUUGUUGUGUCGAGGUGGAUGCUCCCCGCGAGAUAAUUUUUUGGCUUUGCUGGGAGCUGCGACGGGGAAACGAGGAGUUGGGAGGCGUGGGAUUCCCGCCGCGGAAUCGCUGACGCUGCGGGGUGAGUUAGACAGGUGGGUUCACUAAGUGUUUGGGGUUCGUAACUGUGCGUCGCUGUGUUUCAGGAGAACGAGAGAGCGCAAGAGAAAGAGAGAGAUGGACAGAGAUCUUUCGAUUGCAGUAGAUUGAAGGCGGAGAGGGUGGAGCCUGUGGGGACGUGGAAGGCUCUUUCUCUUUUCUUUCGCCGCUUCCAUUUGCCAGCCAGCUCACUCUCCAUCUACCUCUUCCCUCCCUCGCUCCCCCCCUCCACAUCCGCUCGCCUGCUGCCUUGGCAUGCCAUUUCAUCUGCCAACUCUGCUUCAUAAUUGUGUCCGUGUGCACGGCCUCCGGGGUUGCGGGUUGAUCAACGUUCCAACCCAUAUUUGGUGUAUUGCCUGAUCUAGAUCACAGGCCUUGAUGUCAACGUCAUGACCCGAGGAGCUUCCUGACAGUCAGUUUCGCGAGUGUUUCACGAAUUCUGAGAACAAAAAUUCGGAGUCGGCCGAGGUCUGAAGACGCACACCAGUGAUGGGGGCAGCAGGGGAGACGGCAACAGCCCCACCCGCCGCCUCCAAGGGUCCGAAGACCAGCAGCGGUCCUCCCACAUCAGGUGCGACGACGUCCCCGACGCCCAUUGCGUCGCAUGACCCGAACGCGCAGGCAGGCGCGGCGGGGUACAAUGAAUGGUUGGCAGCGUUCCAGGCGUACUACCAGGCGGGAGCACAACCUCCCGCGGGAGGGUUUCCGCACCCCUACAUGUGGGGAGGGCAGCCCAUGAUGCCGCCUCCCUACGGGGGGCCGCACCCUUCUUACGGCGCCAUGUACCCUCCCGGAGGAAUGUAUGGGCACCCGAUGUACGGGCAGUACGGGACUCCGACGCCGGAUGGAAUGGCGGGCGCGGAGCAGGGCGCGGACGGGAAGGCGGAAGCGAAGGGGAGCGAUGGCGGUAAAGCGGCACCUUUGAAGAGAUCGAAGGGCAGCAAGAGCAGCCUGCAGCUACUGAAAGUGAGCGACAGUGGAGGCAAGGGGAACGGGGUGUCGCAGAGCGUGAGCAAUGGCGAGGAAGGAGAGCACGACGGCGAGACGGGGAGCGACGAGGGCGGUUCGACGGAUGCGAGCAGGGAGGAGAAUGCGCAGAACCUGUUGGGAGGGAAGCGGAGUUUCGAGCAGCUGGCGAUGGAAGCCGUGGGAGCUCCGGCUUACAUGGGCACUCCGGGCGGCGCAGCGGGGGUUCCAGGGGGUGCAGUGGGGACGCCAGGGCCAGGAGGAAGCUUGGACAUGAGCUUGGACUACUGGACUGCAGGGUCAGUGCCGCAGGCGAAGGGGGCAAUGCGGGCGUCCGGGAGCCCGUCGACGAGCGCUCCGCCAGCGGAGAUGUGGCUGACGGACGAGAGGGAGGUGAAGCGGCAGAGGAGGAAGCAGUCGAAUCGAGAGUCUGCGAGAAGAUCGAGAUUGAGAAAGCAAGCGGAGUGUGAGGAGCUGGGCAUGCGAGUUGACUCGCUGACUGUAGAGAACGUGUCCUUGCGGACGGAGUUAAGCCGGAUGACCGAGGAGUGCAAGAGGCUGCAGGCGGAAAACAGCAGCUUGAUGCACAAGGUGCGUGGCAUAUCAGGUGCGGAGAUGGGUGGUGCGGCGGGUUCCGGCGAUGUGGCCUCGGCAGGCGGAGACAACGAGGCAGUGGUGUCAGCAAAGGAGAUCGAGGAGUCUCAGAGCAACGGGAACGGGCACGCGACGAAAGCAAGAGACGAGAAGUCAGGCGGGGUGAAAGGUCAAGAGGAGGCGGGUGCGGCUGCAUAGGCGUGGAGACAUUGGGUGGGGGGCGGGGGUGAUAGGAAUCGAUUUUGGUAUUUUGGGUGGGUUAUGUAGGAAGCGGUGACGGAAAGAAGUGGUGACAACCCUGCACAAACAUUACAAUUCUUCAAGGGAUGGGCGCGUCCUGUUCAAGGGGUGGUUGGUGACUGGGAGUGGGUGAAGUGAAGAGAGAAUUUCACUGGUGCUGCGCUGGUCCAGCAUUCUUUGGGAGUAGCAGGGAACGCUCGGCUUGAUGUUUUUAGGAUAGUGGUAGUUGGUGCGAUUUUGUGGUGCCAUGCUUGAGUGACGGGAGUUGGCUGUGUACAUUUGGAUACUCUUUGAACAACGGUGGUUUCACUGAAAGUUGAGAGUGAACAUGGAUUGGAAAUUA
Molecule: messenger RNA, 2324 nt
Organism: Physcomitrium patens
Lineage: Eukaryota; Viridiplantae; Streptophyta; Bryopsida; Funariales; Funariaceae
Product: bZIP transcription factor 1-D
Biological process (GO): regulation of DNA-templated transcription
Cellular component (GO): nucleus
Molecular function (GO): DNA-binding transcription factor activity; sequence-specific DNA binding
Source: RefSeq, a predicted model, not a curated record